Molecule: messenger RNA, 2062 nt
Organism: Cydia fagiglandana
Lineage: Eukaryota; Metazoa; Arthropoda; Insecta; Lepidoptera; Tortricidae
Product: protein PFC0760c-like
Exons: 4
Coding region: 180-1838 (552 amino acids)
Molecular function (GO): sequence-specific DNA binding
Source: RefSeq, a predicted model, not a curated record
AUUAUUUUUUCUGGUAACACUGGAUGUUUUUUCUUUAUUUUGAUCAUGUCGGCGCUUGGUGUUUGUGCGCGAAGUUUUGUUUGUUUUUAUAAGUAUUCCACCUGUACCGUAUCAACAAUGCGAGCAUAACACAACUAUGAUAAUUACUGAGCUGAUGCGCCGUUCCAGCUAGCGCCAAGAUGCCAUAUUACUGCACAGUGCCGCGUUGUACAUCGAUGGCCGGCAAAGCCAAGAAUGUAUCGUUUCAUCAAUUUCCAAGAGACGAGGAGCUCGCCAAGCUAUGGAAUCGCAUACUGAAGAGAGGAAAGCCUUACACUAAGUACUCCAAAGUGUGCAGUUUGCAUUUCAAGCCGGAGGAUUACACUAUAACAAGCGUGGGAAAAAAUAAGGGACAGUGGAGAACUCUCCGGAAGGAUGCCAUCCCGUCGCAGAACCUUCCCUCGGAGUCCCCGGUGCCCUACACAAGGCAAUCCCCUGGAUGCUGGGUGCCCAGUCAACCUACACUUACAGAUCCUAUGGUGCAACAACAAAUGGCCCAAGCCAUAUACAUGCAGACGAUGCUGGCUAUGCAGGCCGCCGGCGCGUCCGACUCCCACGCUGCGAGCGAUCAACCAACUCCGUUGCCUGAAUCAACGAAUCCAAGCCCCUCGAGCAGUUCUCUCUCUGAGAUAGAACUCCUACUACGAAGAGAUGCAGAACAUCCUAAAGAGGUCACUUAUAAAUGCCACGAAUGCUCAAAAUGCUUUAAAGAUCCCGAUGUGUUCAUACUCCACAAAAGGACCCAUAAGAACACCACACAACUAGAAAAAGAAAACUAUAGCACUAAUAUUCAAGACCGAGAAGAAACACUAAGAGCUAAUCCGAUUUUAGCUAAUCUGCUAAAGUCUAGUAUGAGACUUGAACCAGAAUCGAAUAUGUCAAAUAUAUUGACAGUUGAGAACCAGAUCAUGGCAGCGUUAGCUUCUAAUAUGGAGGCGUAUAUAAGGACAUUAUCAUCUAUGUUAACAAGUCAAGGCAAUAGAGAAGCAGAUGAAAAUAAUGAUGAUAACGAAGAUGGUUCUGAUUGUGAAAAUGAGACAAAAGAGGAAAAUAAAGAAUGUGAAGAUACGGAUGAAGAAAGUAUGUGCAUAGAUACGAAUGAAGAUGAAAAGCCAAUGGAUGAAAAUGAUGUAAAAGAUGAAAAUGUACAUGACAGAUUUAAAGUUCAAGUCACGGCGUGUGUAAGUCGAAUAGAAACGCCUGUAGAUGAAAAUCACGUCUUUUCUAAUGUCAAUGGUGAUGAUUCAAUGAAAGAUGAAAACCAAAGUGAUGAUAAAAUUAUGAAUGAUAAUGAAUCUAUAAAAGAAAUACACGAGGCUUCGAAUCAUGGAAACGAUGAGAUGGAAAGUACUGAAAAAAUACACGAAACUUUAAAUAAUCAUGAAAAUUGUACAGAAAGUAAUGACAGAAUUGAGUCUGAAAAAGAUGAGAGUAUUGAAACGCAGACUGAAGCAGCAGUUCAUAAAUGUAAUGAGAAUUCAAAUGAAACAAAAAUGCUUGAUGAUGAAACAAGCAUAGAAGAAAACAAAGAAACCAUAGUGGAUGAAAAUCACGUGAAUACAGAUGAUAACAUAGUUGAUGAUACAGCAAGAGAAUCUGAUGAUGAAAACAUGAGAACAGAUAAUACGGCAAAUAAUGGAAAUAAGGAGGCUUUUAUAGAUGAUCACAAGCCAAAUGAUGAAAUAAAUGACAAUGACAGACAAGAAAUGUUCAAUGAUGAUGGUAAGUUAGAUCAGGCUAAUCCUGAAUGUGAUAGUGAUGUAGUUACAGAGUUAAUUAGAAUAGAAUUAGAAACUUGAGGUUAUGAAUUAAAUCUUUUUACUUGUAUAAAUGACAACAUUAACCAUUUUGGUCACUUAACAAGCAGGCAAAGUAUACCAACAGCCGUAUUCGAACAGUGAGAUACGUCAAAUACUAGAUAUUGAAAUUAUAUGGAUCAGUGACGAGACGAGAAAAUUGACGUUUCUUCAAACAAAAACGUCACUUUUGACACUUGUUUGACACUGACAUAUCCAAUCCAUAA